Messenger RNA from Carya illinoinensis, 2632 nucleotides. RefSeq names its product DEAD-box ATP-dependent RNA helicase 18. Bases 518 to 2296 code for a protein of 592 amino acids. Lineage: Eukaryota; Viridiplantae; Streptophyta; Magnoliopsida; Fagales; Juglandaceae. Gene Ontology annotation, molecular function: ATP binding; nucleic acid binding. The record is from RefSeq and is a predicted model, not a curated record. Gene Ontology annotation, cellular component: nucleolus. The transcript has 13 exons.
UCUCUCUCUCUCUCUCUCGUUAAUCUCUCUUUCUUUCUCUCUCUUUCUCUUUCUCUGUUCUCUCUGUCUCCUACCCUCACCAUCAUCCUACAAACCGCAGCGUGCCCCUGCUGUGAACCCCACCAACGCCAACAGCAGCGUGCCCCUACUCUCAAAUCGUGUUCUCCCCUGCUCUCAACCCCUCAUUCUCCACCUUAAUCACAAGCACACACUCUGCAGCGCACCAAUUUCAGUCCGAAGAGGAGUGUACGGCAUUGGGUUCUUCUUUUCUCAUUCUGACGGAGACUAACUCGGCGAAUACGACGUCGUUUGCUUCGUCGUCCUCACCAUCGUCAAGCACAGACUCUUCGACGACAACAACAACAACAGUGAGGAAGACGAGGACCACUGCCUAAACGAACACCACCGUUGUUCUUCGUGGCAUGAAUCGGUCCGAAGCUCCUCCUCCAUUUUCAGUCAGAACCCUCGAAGGAUUGAACUAACACAAUAAAGAGGAAACGGCGGCUGUUCCUAACUCAUGGACUCCGACUCACCCAACCGUAGCAGCGCGUUAACGGGCACGCGCUUCUCCGAUCUCAACCCUUCACUCUCUGACCCGGUCCUACAAACCCUAACCCAAGCUGGCUUCGAGUUCUGUACGCCGGUCCAAGCCGCCACCAUCCCCUUACUAUGCAGCUACAAAGACGUGGCCGUAGACGCCGCCACCGGCUCAGGUAAAACCCUAGCCUUCGUGGUCCCACUCGUCGAGAUCCUCGGCAGAACCAAAACUCAUCCUAAACCCCGCCAGGUAAUGGGGAUAAUUAUCUCGCCCACCAGGGAGUUAUCGUCGCAGAUAUAUGAUGUUGCGGAGCCUUUCGUUUCGACACUACCAAAUUUUAAGUCUGUGUUACUCGUUGGGGGAGUGGAAGUGAAAGCUGACCUGAAGAAAAUAGAAGAGGGAGGAGCUAAUUUAUUGGUCGGCACUCCGGGCAGAAUAUACGACAUAAUGGAACGCGUCGACGGCUUGGACUUUAGGAACCUCGAGAUUCUGAUUUUGGAUGAGGCUGACAGGCUAUUGGAUAUGGGGUUCCAGAAACAGAUUAAUUCCAUUAUAUCUCGUUUACCAAAGCUUCGUAGAACUGGUCUUUUUUCAGCUACUCAAACCGAGGCGGUUGAAGAGCUAUCUAAAGCAGGGCUGAGGAAUCCUGUAAAGGUUGAAGUUAGGGCAGAAACAAAGCUGGUGAAUGGUCCUUUAUCAUCAGGACAACUUAACUUUUCGAAAACACCUUCAGGCCUUCACAACGCGUACAUGGAAUGUGAAGCAGAUAAGAAACCAUCCCAGCUUGUUGAUCUUCUUAUCAACUACAAGUCAAAAAAAAUUAUAAUAUAUUACAUGACUUGUGCUUGUGUUGAUUACUGGGGAGUCGUUCUUCCACGCCUUUCUGUUUUGAAGGGGUUCUCUUUGAUCCCAUUGCAUGGGCAGAUGAAGCAGACUAUGAGGGAAAAGGCAUUAGCUUCAUUUAAAGCCCUUUCAAGUGGUAUUCUUUUAUGUACCGAUCUCGCAGCACGUGGACUUGACAUUCCAGAUGUUGAUUGUAUCCUGCAGUAUGAUCCUCCUCAAAAUCCAGAUGUUUUCAUACACAGAGUUGGCCGAACUGCCCGGAUGGGUAGACUAGGAAAUGCCAUUGUUUUUCUUUUGCCAAAGGAGGAAGCUUAUGUAGAAUUCCUACAUAUAAAAAGGGUUUCUCUUGUGGAGAGGAAAUGCUCAGAUGAGGCUCCUGAAGUUGUUCCUCAGAUCCAGUCUGCAGCCAAAAAGGACCGUGAUGUCAUGGAGAAAGGAGUCAGGGCAUUUGUUUCAUACAUUCGUGCAUAUAAGGAGCAUCACUGCUCUUAUAUUUUCAGGUGGAAAGAGCUUGAAAUUGGGAAAUUGGCCAUGGGCUAUGGCCUAUUACAGCUCCCUUCAAUGCCUGAAGUAAAGCACCACUCACUUUCAACCGAGGGCUUCACUCCAGCUGAAAACAUCAAUUUGCAGGAGAUCAAAUAUAAAGAUAAAUCUCGUGAGAAACAAAGAAAGAAGAAUCUGCUAGCAAAGAAAGAAGCACAACAGCGAGAACCAAAACCCGAUAAGCCCAAGAAAACCACAAAGCCUGCAGCUACCAUAAUGAGGAAGAAAACAGCUAAACAGAGACGUGCUGCCCAGACAAUUGAAGAUGAAGAUGAUUUGGCACGAGAAUACCGCCUGCUGAAAAGGCUUAAGAGGGGAGCCAUUGAUGAAGGUGAAUUUGCUAGGUUAACAGGAACUGACGAGUUACUUUGAAGUGCGUGAUGAUUGUUCCUGUUUCGGGCAUGAAAAGAUUCGGCAAGGCCUCGAGGAAAAUAGGCAAGGCCUCGAGGAAAAUAGGUUUCAGUGUCGAAACAGUUAUUUUGCUUAGAUGUCAUGCUUUCAAGUAUUUUUAUGUAUUUUUUUUUUUGGGCUUAGAUGUCAUGCUUUUAAGUAUCGUUGGUCUUGUUUAAUCGGACGUAGAGAUUGUAGCAUGCAUGAAUCGAGAAUUGUAGGGGAGUAGGAGUAAUGAUACUCGCACGGAUAAAACAAAGGUACAUAUAUACACACGAGCUGAUAUCAUAAUGAGCAGUACACAUUUCAUUUUCUAAA